Molecule: messenger RNA, 3588 nt
Organism: Mizuhopecten yessoensis (Yesso scallop)
Lineage: Eukaryota; Metazoa; Mollusca; Bivalvia; Pectinida; Pectinidae
Exons: 5
Coding region: 111-3482 (1123 amino acids)
Molecular function (GO): protein binding
Source: RefSeq, a predicted model, not a curated record
GACGUCACAUUGAAGAUGGAAGCCAUCUAGGCAGGAAGAGGCCGCGGGGCGUUGCUCCUAAUUUUAUCACCAGAAUCACCCUUGCUUUCAUCAUUUAAACCAAAUCAAAGAUGGCUACCAAUUACCAGUCUUCCAAGGAAACCACAAAUUUUGCACGGAUUUGCAGGUUGGUCAUCGAUGUCAUCCCAGACUUAUUGCGAGAUUUGCUCAACACUCGGUUGCCAGCAUCAGGACUAUCUGCAGUACUUACCACCCAGAAAAGGAAGAUCUUUUCUGUGUUGCUGCGACAUCAAAAGAACAUUCUGUAUCCUCAAGGUGGGGUGUAUGAAGGUUCUGUGAAGGAUUUGGACACAUCACUUCUUUACAUCCUUCUAAGAAACAUUGGAAAUAUUCCAUCUCAUCAGAAAAGUUGGGGAAACGCACCGAAUAUUGCAGACAGAUCGCUGUCGGCCAACAUCGACCGUCUACGUGAGCAGCGCAAUGAGGUAUUUGCACAUGCACCCAAUACCUCUCUUUCUGAUGGAGAUUUUCAGGCUAGUUGGGACAUCAUCCGCCAAAGUGUGGAGGAAAUACAAAACAGUGAACUGAAUACAGGGCGGUUUGUAGUGGCAGUGGAUGAAAUACUUACCAUGGAAAUGGACCACAGAAUGACAAAUAAAUACAUCGAGGCCCUUCUAUUGGAUAUAAAAGAUGAUCUAAAGAAGGAUGUUGGUGCCGUAAAAGAGGAUGUUGGUGCCGUAAAGGAGGAUGUUGGUGCUGUAAAGGAGGAUGUUGGUGCCGUAAAGGAGGAUGUUGGUGCCGUAAAGAAGGAUGUUGGUGUUGUAAAGAAGGAUGUUGGUGAUGUAAAGGAAGAUGUUGGUGCUGUAAAGGAAGAUGUCGGCGCCAUGAAGGAGGAUGUUGCUACAGUUAGGGCUGAUGUUAGUUCAAUGAAGGACAAACUGAACACCCUGUCAACAGGCACAAGUCUCAAAAAAGAUAGGGUUCCUAAGCUAACAGCUAUGAUAGAAACAACCACAGCCAUGAUAUUGAAAGAAAAGGACGAAUACGAGUUCCUUUCUACCAAAAGUCUCCAUGAUGCCUACGAUAAACUAAAGAAGAACAGCUUGGUGAUAAUCAAGGGAAAUUCUGGAGACGGGAAGACAUCAAUUGCCCUUGAACUACUCCGUCGGCUGUGCUAUAAUAAGGAGGGGCAACAAUGUCGUCAGCCACUAGAACUGCAUGAUAUCAAAGACUUGGAUAAUGUGACCCGAAAAUCACAAUUAGUUAUUUAUUUAGAUUAUAUCUUUGGGAAGAAUGUUGUGUGUAAACAAGAUGUGGAAGAAUGGGAGAAAAGAGAAAAAUCUAUUAUUUCAAAACUUUGUGGAAAUGAGCACACAGAGGGCAAUUUUCUGAUCAUUACAAUUCGUAGUGGAAUUUCAAAUUCUUUAACUGGAUCUUGCUUAGAAAAGGUAUUCACUAAACAAAACAUUGUUGACCUUAACAUAGAUGUUGAAGAAAAACUGGAAUUGUUAAGGUUGUACAAACCAAAAGAUAAUUUUGACUCAUGGAAAGAUGAUGAAGAGAAGGAAAUUGUCAAGUGUGCUCCUGACAUUGGGUUUCCACAAUGCUGUAGGUUGUUCAGAGAUUCAUCUACUUUGCAAGCAGAGAGGGUCAAUUUUUUUAAAAGACCUUUUCAUUUUCUGAAAUCCUCAUUAUCUAAAUUGGAAGACGGAAAAUGUUAUGGUCUGAUGUAUCUGUUUCUUAAUGGAGGCAAAGUCAUGGAAGAUGAUUUAGACUCUAACAAUGAAAAUAUUGAUGAGAAUUUAUUAAAAGCAGCAUUUGCUAAUGGUAUAGUCAAAGUUACCACAACAGCUGAGCUUGUUCACAAUAGGUCUAAGGGGAGGAAAAUAGAAUUUGUGAAGGAUUCGUUAGAUUGUCUGUUGGGUUGGAUGGUGAAAAAAGAGUCUAACCAAAACCAAAAAGUUUGUUACAAAUUCAACCAUGACUCAAUUGAGGAAACUCUGGCCCUUUUGUAUGGAGAAAAAACUCCCAUUGGCUACAUACAGAAUUGUCCCAGGAAGUUUCUGAGUUAUGUAACUACCUCAAAAACCACUCCAAACAAAGUAGUUAUAUCAUCUGGUAAUCAGUACAAUGCCAUGUAUAAACGUUUACUCGGAGAGUUUGAAUCUCUCUAUACUAGAUACUCUGACCAAGAAAGAGACUGGUUUUAUAGUAAAUAUCAUUCUUUAACUUCAUUAGAUGUAUGGAUAGAUAUCAAGUUUCUGCAGGGAUUUAUCAGAUGGCUAAGGGGUCAGAAUGUUGACAAAAACUUGUGCCAUGUGAUAAUGCUUGCCCUGUUGAAUGCAGCAUGUUCUUCUGGUUCAGAAGAAUGUGUUUUAUCCCUCCUGUCGGAUGGUGUGACACCUGACAAGCAGACACCGUUGUAUGUGGUAGCAGGAGAGAGCAAGAAAGUGUUAGUAAAGAUUGUUAAAUACUUGAAUGAUAGGAAAAAACUUUUCUUGUUGAAUAAAGCAUGUUCUUCUGGUUCAGAAGAAUGUGUUUUAUCCCUCCUGUCGGAUGGUGUGACACCUGACAAGCAGACACCGUUGUAUGUGGUAGCGGGAGAGAGCAAGAAAGUGUUAGUAAAGAUUGUUAAAUACUUGAAUGAUAGGAAAAAACUUUUCUUGUUGAAUAAAGCAUGUUCUUCUGGUCCAGCAGAAUGUGCUUUAUUCCUCCUGUCGGUGGGUGUGACACCUGACGAGGAGACACCGUUUUGUGUGGUAGAGGGAGGGAGUGUGAGUGUGUUACGUAAACUACUGGAGUAUGACGUCACUCAGACAGCGAGGGCAUACAGGUCACGAUCACCACAUUAUACUAGUAAUAUCAAUAUUCUACAGGAGGCUGGUUUGUUUGAGAGAGAAGAGAUGGUGACCAUGUUGUGUAACACUUACCCACACUUGGUACAUGACACUGAUAUCUGGGGACAAAGCACGCUCCAUCUUGUGGCACAGACAGAAAACUGUGAUAUAUUUAAAACAGUGGAGAGAGUUAUACUUAAAUCCUUGUAUAGAGUUGAGGACAAACAACAUAAGUGUGAGACAGUAGGAGGUCGUGUGGUGCACAGGAAUUGUGUGUGUGCUCAGUACAUGUGUCUGUUAGUGAGUAAUUCGGGGGAAACAGUGUUACAUUAUAGUUGUAAGUUUGGACACAUGGAGGUUUGUAAAUAUCUGUGGGAGUCGUACCCAGCACUAACUACAGCUGUAAAUAAUAACGACCUUCAUUGCCUACAUUUUAUAGCUUGGUUUACAUCAGAUGUAGACCUGUUCACUGAGUGUGAAUCUCAUGUAAAACAGCAUAUAGAAUCAACAGGAGGUAAGUAUGACAUCACAACCAUUCUUACCAAUCGGAGAGAAUCUGUUUUAGACGUGGCAAAGUAUCGGGGGACAGAAAACAAGGCUUUGUAUGAUCUUCUUGUCCAAUUGUUUGGUCAACAAAAACACUAAAUAUUCACACUCAUUUCUCUGUUAUGUACAUUCACAUGUGUAACAGGACACAAAACAAGGUUAAUUUUUAUGAAAUCUUUUCAUCACUUUUCAAUGUUCACAUGAA